This is a messenger RNA of Zingiber officinale, 2734 nucleotides long. Its product is annotated as disease resistance protein RPS2-like. Gene Ontology annotation, molecular function: ADP binding. The record is from RefSeq and is a predicted model, not a curated record. NCBI's taxonomy places the organism in Eukaryota, Viridiplantae, Streptophyta, Magnoliopsida, Zingiberales, Zingiberaceae. The transcript is spliced from 3 exons. The coding region runs from base 117 to 2255 and encodes 712 amino acids.
UCUCCUGCAUCAUACUUGACUUUCUCCAAGCCUAUUGCUGUAACAACUACAAUGGAGAAGGGGCUGUAAAUGAGUCCAGUCAAGCUAGAGUUUAUAGAAUUCAGAUAAGCUCUACAAUGGGGUCUGUUUCCCCGAGUUCUCUUAUGGAUAUUUUCAACUUAUUGAAGGCUUGUUGCUCUCCGUCAUGCAAUUAUAUCAUGACCUAUGAGGGGACUUUUAGCUCCUUGGCCAGUGAGGUUGGGCAGCUGAAGGACAAAAGUUCCGAUGUCAAGAGAGAUAUCGAGGCAGCAACAAGGGAUGGCCAGACUCCCAGGAGCGAAGUGCUUGGGUGGCUAAGCUCCGUGCAAGACAUGGAAGGUGAAGCCGAGUCGAUAGAGAGAAAAUACAACCAAAAGAUCAAGUGUUUGUGUAGCUUCCCACUCAACGUUUGUUCUGCCUACCGUCUCAGAAACAGAGCUGAAGCAGCACUUGCCACAAUCAGAGAGCUCAAACAAAGUGUAGAGUUCACUAAGCUCGCAGAUAACCUGAAUCUUACCCGCUCCAUCAAGAUGCCAACCACCAAAACUAUCGGCAUGGAUAAGGUCUUCGAGGAGCUUCUACGCCAUGCCAAAGAUGAUAGUUUGAGUGUGAUUGGCAUCCACGGAAUGGGUGGUGUGGGCAAGACAGCACUCUUGAGAAGAUUCAACAAUGAUUUCCCGAGUGAAACAGAGGCAGACGUGGUAAUCUUCCUUGAGCUAUCAAUAGACUAUAAGCUGGAGGAAGUCCAGAAAUCUUUAUUCGAUCGACUGAGUUUGACAUGGCAGGAUGAGGUCACACACAGAGACAGAGCAACCAAAUUAUUUAGAGUCCUGAGUACGUUGAAAUUCAUAUUGUUACUCGAUAAUCUAUGGGAGCCCCUAAAUUAUCAGGUUGUUGGAAUUCCACUUCCCGCGCCUCCAUCAAAGUGCAAGAUCAUAUUCACAACCCGAACAGAAGACACUUGCAGCCACAUGGGCACAGAAAAGAUGAUUAAAAUGGAAUGCUUAGAAGAGGAGGUAGCCUGGAAUCUCUUCAGAAAUAGUGCAAGGAUGGAUGUCAUUGACGCCGACAAGAAUGUACGGAUCGAAGCUAGAGAUUUAGUCAAGGAAUGUGGCGGCUUGCCUGCAGCUCUCAUUGUGCUGGCACAAGCAAUGGCACCUAAAAAGACUUGGGAAGAGUGGAUGCAUGCCUUGACCAUCAUGAAGGACACACCACACCAACUUCCUGGUAUGACAAAUAAUGUUUUUUCUAUCCUGAAAUUAAGCUAUGAUCGUCUAUCCAGUGACAACUUGCGAGUUUGCGCCUCUUAUGGUGCAUUAUUCAUAAAAGGAUCUUGGAUUGGCAAAUAUAAUAUUAGAAAUUUAUGGAUAGGUGAAGGGAUUAUUGAUAAUGUGCAGAAUCCAAUGGAUGCUGACAACAAGACACAGUUUCUACUUGGCAUACUACAUGCAGCAUCUUUAACCGUAAGGGUUCAUGAUGACUACUUCACGAUGCAUCCCAUGAUCCGGGCCAUGAUAUUGUGGGUGCAACGUGAGUGCGGGAAGAAGGAGAACAAAUGGUUGGUGCGGGAUAGGGAGCGGGUCGGAGAAGCACCGGCAGCUGAGAAAUGGCGAGAUGCAGAGAGAAUUGCACUUGACUGGAACCAAAUAAGUGACCUUCCAGAAGCACCUCAAUGUCCUAACUUGAUUUUUCUGAAUCUUCAAGUUAACAAAUUUCUCAGGAAGAUUCCAAAUGGCUUCUUUUUGCACAUGCCACACCUCAAAAUCCUUGAUUUGCGAGAUACUUCUAUAAAGGAGCUACCGUGGCUUAUCAUGGUGGACAGCUACAGUGGGUGGAGGGAAGGACACACUUUGGAAGGAGGUGUGAGUUUCGAAGAGCUGGAAAGCUUGAAGAGAUUAAAAGUCAUUGGGAUCACAGUCAGCACGCUUGCUGCUCUUCAAAAUCUCUGUGACUCUCCAAGACUGGCACCAUUGACACACUGGCUCCAUAUAGAAGGGUGUCCAGAUUUGACGAUGUUCAACAUCCCAUCCAUGGAUUUUCACGCGGAAACUAUGUCCAGACUAGGUCAAAUCCAGCUUCACGCAAUGAGUGAGCUAGAAGAGGUAGUAAUUGGCAAUCGUCAGCCUAUUCUUCUACCUCUACAAGAGCUUCGACUUUCGAGUCUCCCAAAAGCAAAGCUUGUUUGGAGGCCUACGUUCCCUAAUACUCUUCUUGCACUAAAAAUUGAGGUAGAUUGAUCAAAUUGGAGGGAGAGGCAAAUGGUAGUGGGGAGACAGUUAUAACAAUCUUUCCUGAUCUCCACACAAUGGUGCUACGGCGGCUUCCAGAAUUGAAGAGUUUGAGUGAUGGGGAACGAAUAUUAAAUUUCCCAUCGUUGAAGACUAUCAAGGUGGAAGAUUGCCCCAAACUGACGAAGCUGAUGUUGGUUGCUGAUGGGCUGAAAGAGAUCGAGUGUGAGAGAUCAUGGUGGGAGCAGCUCAAUUGGGGCGACGAACGAACCAAGUCCUUCCAACACCUCUACAAACCCAUGUAUAUAGAUUGAUGGCUAAUUCAUCAUGGGUAUGUGAAGAAUGUAGGCAUUUUAUACAAAUAUUGUGAAAGUCUACGAUAUAUGAGUGUCCUUUAUUUGAGAGAUUGAUUAUGUAAUAAGGGGUGUUUGGUUGAUAGGUUUGGGAAUGAGGAAAUGAAAUGAUAGUAAAAGAUAGUGUUUGAAUUA